ACGUGCCUUCAUUAGUAGGUUGUCAAUAUGUCGACUUUCAUUUGGCUAAACGGUUCAAAAUGUGUACCUAGUCCCGUAUUGGAUCACAUAUUGUGGCACUGUGCUUGUGUGGAACGAAUCUGUAAUAGCCAACGCACUCAAUAAUUUGAAGAAUUUACUGGUUUUCUUUCCAGUAAUUAAUCAACAAUUAUAACCUGGGUCUGCCAUCAACGUCGUUUAAUAAAACAAGAAGGAAGGCACUAAACCGUGCAGUGUAAUCCGCCGGUGGUCAGACCUGGCUGGAAUUUUUACUGUCUGCAAAACAUCUUUCAAAUAUUCUCCAACAUUCUUUUUUUCUCGUUUGCGGCUUUCAUCAUAAAAUACUAUAAUAUCCAGACAUCUUCUUUGGUCUUUAGGUAUGUGUGUGUGCUUUUGAUUCUAUAAUGCUAUCGAUUAGAUAGCCAACAGAGAGCUAUGACCUUAGCCUUGCUAAUAUUGUUUAUCAUCUAAUGUGAAUCUCAUACAUUUCCAUAGCAAUGUUCUGUAAUAAUUUUGGAAGCUUUACAAAAAUGUCUUGAGGAAGCAGGUAUUUUAAGGUUGGAGGCGUUUCUUUUAUAAUUACCUCUAAACUGUUACAUCGAGGAAACCUCACUUCAGAAAUGUAAUGGAAAGAAUUAGUUUCGAGGACACAAUAGUUACGGGGUUCUGUUCUGAGAGAUUUCGUUUAACAUCAUAUUAUCUGCCAAGAACUGUUUGCUUCAAAAAAUACGCAGUUGUGUUUUGAAGGCAUUGAGCUGCGUUUGGAAUACUAUUGGAAUGAACGUUCUUGUUUCUGCAAAAUGGGAAUAUUUUUUUUCUCCUGAAAUUCAAAUGUCUUAAUGCGUGUUCUCAUGUCAUUGUCAUUCUGUGAAUGUCUUGACAGCAUCUUUGUCUGAAAAUUAUCGACUUUUUUCAUCCUUUCCGUGUGACAUAGAUAUAUUAAAGUGCAAAGAUGUAUUGAUUUCUCUAAGGAUUCAUGGCUGACCACUGAUUUCGAUCUUGAAACCCAUGAUGGAACAAGAUAAUUCGGAAAAUAACAAUUCUGUUACAUCUGGGAAGUUGAAUUUAAAAGGAGAUGGAUGUUGUCUGAACUGUACUUGUCGAUGCCAUGACAAGGCCCGGAACAAUAAAGUGAGUUUCUGUGAUGCUCCUAAUGAAAUAACUUCCGCACCGUCAGCGCCGCCUGGCGAGCCCAGCCCCACAGGGACCAGUGAAACUAUUGUUCUCUCAGACACACCCCUAGGAAUCUGGCCCGUCAAAAGGUCGGCCAGCUUAGAGAGCAGGGACAAUCCUUUCAAACCAGAUGGUGAAUUGUGCAAAGAAGCAGAAGACAUUUUAAAACGAGCUACAAUCGUUCGUGAUACGUUCAUUCUGAACGAUAACAAGAAGAAGGACACCUCCAAAAUAAGCAAAGACAAUUCUAAUGGCGCCCAGCCAGUUCUGGAGGAAAGCCUAACACAGACUAAAGUGAACGAAUCUCAGUCUUCACCGGUCAGUAUUCAGCCAAAGCAAAAUGGAGUAGAGGAUAAAAACGUAACGCCAGAAUCUGUAAAACUGGAGGUAGAACCCAAUGUUGUUAAUGAUGUUAAUUUCAAGGACAAGAAGAAACAAAAGAAGUGUUGCAGUGUCAUGUAGCAUAUGGAGUGUCUUAGUGUUUUAUUUUUUUUAACACCGGGAUUAUAGUGCAAUGAUGUCAUACAACCACUACCGGGUGCAUUCAGGAUUCGUCCAAAAAUUCACUUGUGCAGGUCAUGUUACAGUACUUAUCAUUGGAUGUCGCCCAUGUAACGAAGCAUGUCAUUGGUUAUUGCCAUAUUGAGUACUCAAUUUUUGCUUCCUGUGUGUGGGGAAUUUGUGAGCAGACGACAUUUUAACGAAUGCAUGGUUGUUGUCAGAUCCAGUCUCCCAGUAUAUGAAAAUCAGAAAUCCGCUUUAACGAAUACAGUUUUGUUUGAAUUCCUUAAUAUGAAUCGUUUACACUACACAUGUCAAUAUAUGUGAUCUGUGAGAGGAAAAUGCAAAUGAAAAUCAAAGAAGAGUCAGUUUGAAGUAUAAAUAUUAUUUCAUGAAAGAUAUAUUUUUGUCAUUUGUUAUUUUGAUGUAAUAUAUUUGUGCAAGUUAAUACAUUGCUUCCUGUUGAAAAA
This is a messenger RNA of Saccostrea cuccullata (small rock oyster), 2162 nucleotides long. RefSeq lists its product as uncharacterized. The record is from RefSeq and is a predicted model, not a curated record. Bases 1027 to 1653 code for a protein of 208 amino acids. NCBI's taxonomy places the organism in Eukaryota, Metazoa, Mollusca, Bivalvia, Ostreida, Ostreidae. The transcript is spliced from 3 exons.